ACCAGGCCGUUCCUGUGAGGGCGACCUGUGAGCUGUGAUAUGGGUCCAGUUUAGAACCAACUCGUCUCUACCGUGUUCUACUUUAAUAUCUGGCCUUUCCUGAGUGCAUCAGGUGGUCUAAAGUGGUGAAUCUAGAGUGGGGUACAUGACUGUCAUCCCAUUAUGAAAUCCCCGGCGAGCGUUAAGUGACCCGGGCGGGCGGACAACGCUCCCAGUACCGAGGAGAGCCUAGGGCGCUCCCGAUGGAAUGGUUACCUGACUAGCCUAGCUGUCUGGGGCUAUAUGGGCCCACCUAUUGUGGUUUCGUCGAUCAGGCUAUGACUAGAAGAAUCCCUGUUCUUCAACUUUUCCACAGACGUCGCAAACCUAAGGCAUGUGGUGGAAAGUGUUACUGUACGUUUGGCUGGUGUCGGUAGCCGUGUGUGGGACAAAUGCGCAAGGAAUGGGUCAAGGAAUAGGCUGCCCCUGCAACCUGGAUGUUAUGUUCCUGGUUGACGGGUCCUCCAGCGUCGGCAGUGAGGGAUUCGCACUAGCCAAAGAGUAUAUCGCGGAAUUCAUCGUGGAUUUCAAAUGUCCUAGGAUCGGAUUUGUCCAGUGUAAGUGUGAAGCCAACACCAGCAUCCCCCUCUGCUACUAUGAUGACUUGUCCACUCUCCUGCCUGCAGUUUCCGAGAUCGAGUUUUGUCCCUCACAGACACGCGUCGGCUACUGCAUCAAACACAUGCAGUGUACGACGAAAUGGAAAGAGGGCGUGCCCAGUAUAGUGGUAAUCCUGACGGACGGACGGACCUUGGAUGGGCAUUACUCAGAAGACGCGGUGAGCUACGCGGAAGCCGCCAGGGACGCUGGUCUAGAGACGUACGCAGGCGCCAUCGGGAGGGAAGUCCUGGUGGACGAGAGCGCGCUGGAGACGAUCAGCGGCAGCGAGGACAGGACCUUUAGCACCUUCGACGAGGACCCGAGUGUGCUGGUGGCCAUCCUCACCAUCCGACACUGCGGUUACUGCUAUGCACUGGUGAAGUAUCUCCCGGAGAAACGUCCUUAUCCAUGGGAGGUGGAUACUCCCGGGAGAGGCGGAGGACGAUGGGGCUUCUGGCGGAGGCACUUGGGGGAGGCCUGCGAGAUCGUGAUGUCCCCCGACUGCUGGCACUAUCUUCUGUGGUGCCAAACUGGCUUGGAGAAUGCCAUCGAGGACUUGUGGACUAGAGUCAGCGAUUAUGCCGAGAACAUUGAGUUCAGGGUCACCGAGCGUACCGUUGUCGCUGGCAAGACGCUUGAAGAUAUACUUGAACACAUGGAGGAUCAAGAAGAGAAGGGCGCCAUUGGUGAGAUCAUCGCUGAGUUCGGCAGCUGUAUCCAGGAAGUCAUCUCCGCCUUCAAUCAAGUCAUGGGCAAACUCCGCACUAAGAUUAAUGAAUACAUACAGUCUUUCUUCCUCACUAUAUUCUGUGACCUUGUUGACUAUUGGGACAACAUUGUAUGGAGGAUCCGGGAAUAUUUCCGUAGGUUCUUUACAGAUAUUUUUAAUGACUUCUGCGAGCUCCUAGAUGCUCUGAUAGAAAAGCUUUCUGACCUGAUAACUAAGUGGACAUGGCUCUUCUCUGAUAAGGUCAACCGAUUCCUGCAAUAUGUCCUGCGUUUGGCUAGGUGCUACCUCCGAUUCAAAGAUCUUGUGGACAUGUUUGCAAAUCGCGUCGCUCGUCUCCUCUGCCGCUUCCUGUGGUGGGUAAUAAGGCGUUAUUACGGGAUCUCUUUCAUCUACCCACAGCCGUACGAGAUCCCUUUUGUUGUUGAGGACCUGCCCAUAGCACCAGCAUACCCUUAG
Messenger RNA from Branchiostoma floridae (Florida lancelet), 1825 nucleotides. RefSeq lists its product as uncharacterized. The record is from RefSeq and is a predicted model, not a curated record. The coding region runs from base 374 to 1825 and encodes 483 amino acids. Lineage: Eukaryota; Metazoa; Chordata; Leptocardii; Amphioxiformes; Branchiostomatidae. The transcript has 10 exons.